AUGAUUGACGAAAGUACAGACAUUACUACUACAAAAAAUCUAGAUAUAUAUGUUUCAUAUAUAACUAAAGAGGGAAUCUUAAAAACACGUUUUUUAUGCAUUAUACCUUUAACAAGUUGUGAUGCAGAGGAUAUUACUAAGGUUUUGGUUGAUAUUUUUAAAAGAAAAAAGAUUUUAUCUAAGCUUGUAGCAUUUGCUUCUGAUGGUGCUUCUGUUAUGUUAGGAAAAAAUGAGGGUGUAGCCGCAAAGCUUUCUAGAAUAUGCACUUAUCCUUUAAUUGUCAAUUAUUGCGUUGCUCAUAGAUUAGCUCUAGCAUGUAAAGAUGCAAAAAAGGAAGUUAAAUUUUAUGGAGAAGUUGAAUCUUUAGUUAAAAGGAUCUAUAAUUAUUUUAAAAAUUCAUAUUUACACAUCCAACAAUUAAAGGAAAUCCAAAAUAUUUUAGAUGAUCCAACUUUAAAAAUAAAGAAAUUAUAUGAGAUCCGAUGGCUUGCAUGGUAUGAAGCUAUUAAAAAUAUCUGCAAUUCAAUUCUGGCAUUACUUAAACUUUUCAAAGAAUCAACAAAUAAUAAUGGGCGAGAAUUAUAUAAGCAACUAACAUCUUGA
Molecule: messenger RNA, 603 nt
Organism: Funneliformis caledonium
Lineage: Eukaryota; Fungi; Glomeromycota; Glomeromycetes; Glomerales; Glomeraceae
Source: the annotation of a GenBank genome assembly